Molecule: messenger RNA, 1358 nt
Organism: Danio aesculapii
Lineage: Eukaryota; Metazoa; Chordata; Actinopteri; Cypriniformes; Danionidae
Gene: slc66a1
Product: solute carrier family 66 member 1
Exons: 9
Coding region: 144-1052 (302 amino acids)
Source: RefSeq, a predicted model, not a curated record
GUGAAGCGUGACGAUCAGCUGAUAUGAGGAACUGCUGCUGCUGGUGUCUGGAGGCGACGGAACCAAACUGCCUCAGGUGUCCGCGGUAAGAUCGACAAACCUCUACUAUUCUACCUCAACUGCCGAAAAUAAACACCACAGUGAUGUCGGAUGGUUUUGAGCUCGGCGGUGGUGGAAACUUCAGCUCUCUGUGUCCUAAUGGCAUAGCGUGGAUCUGGUAUGGACUGGGUGAAUGUGCUCAGGAUGGCAGAGAUGUUGCGAGUGUGAUUCUCGGACUCCUGUCAAUAGUCUGCUUCAUGGUGUCCUCAAUACCGCAAUACUACAGUUCCUGCAAGACAGGAAACAUGGACAGCGCUCUGUCGAUUUGGUUCCUCUUAUUCUGGCUGGCGGGUGAUUCAUGCAAUCUUAUAGGGUCAUUUUUGGCUGAUCAACUUCCUCUACAGAAAUAUACCGCGGUGUACUACGUUGUGGCAGACCUGUUAAUGCUGGCCAUGUACAUGUACUAUAAACUAAAGAAUAAAAGAUCAUCGGAGCGUGCACUGCUGAAUGCACUCAGCGUGCUGUGUCUUUUAGGAAUGACAUCCUCACUUCUCAGUAUCCCUCAUUGGUCUCUAGAGGAUCAGACACACACAGGAUUCAGGGGUCGAGCACUGCUGGCCCUGGAGGAGGACAAUGGUGCAGUGCAGCCAUUCAAAACAAGAGAGAUUAUAGGCUUUGUUAUCGGCUCUAUAUCUUCAGUACUGUAUUUAUGCUCCAGACUGCCACAGAUUUACACCAAUUUUCAGAGGAAGUCAACAGAGGGCUUGUCGUAUUUCCUGUUCGCUCUGGUGAUUCUGGGAAACACCACAUACGGCGUGAGUGUCCUGCUGAAGAACCCUGAUCCAGGACAGGGAGAGGCCAGUUACAUGGUUCACCACCUGCCCUGGCUCAUCGGCAGCCUGGGAACACUCUCACUAGACCUGGUCAUAUCUGUGCAGUUUAUGAUGUACAGGAAAUCUCCACGGCUUUCUGCAGAUACAGAAGAAGAACGGGCUGCGCUUCUGCAAAACUGAACUACUCAUUCCUGCUGUGACUGGAUCAAAAGCUGAUGGUUUUUGAGCAUCACAUUUCACAAAAGUGCACAAAAACCUUCAUUUUAUUUGCAUUUUAGAUCAAUAGGUUUUAUACCGAGCAGCAUCAGUGAUUCUAAUUGUUAUUUUUGUCUCAUAGUAGUUGCUGUUCUUAAAGGGAUAGUUCAUCCAAAAACUAUGUCAUUUAAUCAUCAUUUACUUGUUCAAAACCUAUUGGACUUUGUUUCUACCUUUGAACACAAAAGAAGAUAUUUUGAAGAAUGCUGGCACCCAUUAACUUCAGUUGUA